AUGGGAGAAGUAGAACUGCGAGAAUUUGUUUCAAGUCACAUCACGGACGGUGCAUGGCAAGUAGUGUUGCAGUUUGUGGCUGGGCUUCUCAGUGACCGAGAAAAACCACUGACCGAUAUUUUCACGAACCUUCUGCCAGUGUCGACGUAUGAGGAAGAAGAACAGGAACUGGACCCGAGCAUAGUAACCUGUUGGCCAAGUAAGGAAGACGCACAAUUAGCGUUAACGUUAUGUCACUGUUUAUAUGAGAUCGAUGCAGAUGAUUCAGCCGUACAAAACAAAGUAAGAGAGAUUGAUUUCAACGCUGUAGUGUUAAAGUACUGUCAACUAGAACCUGUUGAUUGUACUGCAAUAGUCAAUUUUCUUAAAAAGCAUAACGAAAUUUUAAUGAUUAACUUGAGUGGUAACAAGAUUGGCUGCCUCGGUUGCAAAGAAAUAAGCGAGUUUUUAGAGUCUUCUACGAGUGUCAGUGAUGGUAACUGCAAACUUAGCAGCUUAAACCUCAAUCAUAGCUUAGUAACAGAUGAAGGAGUAAAGUAUUUGGCUAAAGCUUUGAAGCACAAUAAUUGCAAACUAGACAGCUUAAACCUCGCCGAUAACGAAUUAACUAAUGAAGGAGUACAGUGUUUGGCUGAAGCUUUGUAGGAUAGUAAUUGCACACUUAGCAGCUUAAACCUCGCCGGUAACGAGUCAGUUACCGAUGAAGGAGUAAAGUAUUUGGCUGAAGCAUUGAAAGAUUGCAAACUAAACAGCUUAAUCCUCUCGAAAAACAAUGUAACCGAUGAAGGAGUAAAGUAUUUGGCUGAAGCUUUGAAGGAUAGUAAUUGCAAACUAAAAACCUUAAACCUCGCCGGAAACGAAUUUACUGAUGAAGGAGUAAAGAAUUUGGCUGAAGCUUUGAAGGAUAGUAAUUGCAAACUAAACAGCUUAAACCUCACCGGUAACGAAUUUACCGAUGAAGGAGUAAAGUAUUUGGCUGAAGCUUUGAAGGAAGGCGAUUGCGAAUUAGAAAGCUUAGACCUCGCCUGUAAUAAAUUAACCGAUGAAGGAGUAAAGUAUUUGGCUGAAGCUUUAAAGCACAGUUGCAAACUAAAAAGCUUAAUCCUCUGGCAAAACAAUGUAACCGAAGAAGGAGUCAAGAGUUUGGCUGAAGCUUUGAAGAAUACUGAUUGCAAACUCAACAGCUUAAAACUCGCCGGUAACGAAUUUACCGAUGAAGGAGUAAAGUAUUUGGCUGAAGCUUUGAAGGACGGUGAUUGCGAAUUAGAAAGCUUAGACCUCGCCUGUAACAAAUUAACCGAUAAAGGAGUAAAGUGUUUGGCUGAAGCUUUAAAGGAUUGCAAACUAAACAGCUUAAUCCUCUGGCAAAACAAUGUAACCGAAGAAGGAGUCAAGAGUUUGGCUGAAGCUUUGAAGAAUACUGAUUGCAAACUCAACAGCUUAAAACUCGCCGGUAACGAAUUUACCGAUGAGGGAGUAAAGUAUUUGGCUGAAGCUUUGAAGGAUAGUAAUUGCCAACUUAACAGCAUAGACCUCUGGCAAAACAAUGUAACCGAUGAAGGGGUAAAGUAUUUGGCUGAAGCAUUAAAGCACAAUAAUUGCAAACUAGAGAGCUUAAACCUCACCAAUAACAAAUUAAACGAUGAAGGAGUGAAGUAUUUGGCUGAGGCUUUGAAGGACGGUAAUUGCAAAUUACACAGCUUAGACCUCGCCUGUAACAAAUUAUCUGAUGAAGGAGUAAAGUAUGUGGCUGACACUUUGAAGGAU
Molecule: messenger RNA, 1767 nt
Organism: Porites lobata
Lineage: Eukaryota; Metazoa; Cnidaria; Anthozoa; Scleractinia; Poritidae
Source: the annotation of a GenBank genome assembly